AAUAUGGUGAAUCCAAAGGGUAUAAGGCGCGGUACGCGUUAUAUGUUCGCUCGUGACUUCCGUAAGCACGGAGUAGAGCCACUGUCAACAUUCUAUCGAGUUUAUAGACGCGGUGAUAUUGUUGAUAUCAAGGGCAAUGGUGCAUUCCAAAAGGGUAUGCCAUUCAAAGUCUAUCACGGCCGGACUGGACGUGUUUUCAACGUUACGAAACAUGCAGUUGGUGUUGUUGUUAACAAACGUGUUCGUAAUCGUAUCAUAUCGAAGCACCUGAAUGUCCGAGUGGAGCAUAUCAGGCCGUCAAAGUGUCGUCAAGACUUUUUGAAUCGAGUCAAAGAAAAUGAGGCGAAAAAGAAGCAUGCCAAGGAAACUGGUGAACGCGUGCCAAUUGCACGUAUGCCGAAAGAACCACGUAAAGCUCAUUUGGUGAAGACGAAAGGAAAUGAACCUAAAUUGUUACGUCCUGUUCGUUUUGAAAUUGUUGCGUGA
Messenger RNA from Anisakis simplex (herring worm), 486 nucleotides. The record is from the annotation of a GenBank genome assembly. NCBI's taxonomy places the organism in Eukaryota, Metazoa, Nematoda, Chromadorea, Rhabditida, Anisakidae.